ACCGCAAUUGAUCAACAUCCGCUCUGGCUGCAGGAUUACGAAAGUGUGUUCGCGCACUUACUAAACUGCGCCACCACUUGCGGGGCAGAUGGGGACACUUUAAUGGCUUUUCUCGCCCGUCAGCUGUCUGCCAGGCCGGUGCGAGUGAGUUGUUUAUCCUGUGUUUCCGUGGUCAGGCUCGCUAGUUCAGGCGGAAUGGACGAGAUGGGGCUCGGACUGAGUCGUUCCCCGCUGGAGCGGCUCGAGUUUGACAACGUCGCGCUCAGAAGGCUUCCCUUGGACCCGCUGGAGGAUCCGGGGGUGAGGCAGGUUAAAGGAGCCUGUUUCUCCCGGGUCAGCCCUCAGCCAGUGACGAAGCCUCGGUUCGUGGCGGUGUCUCAUGAAGCACUUGCUCUGCUGGGACUCAGCGGGGAAGAGGUCCUGAACGACCCACUGGGGCCAGAAUAUCUGAGUGGGUCUAAAAUAAUGCCUGGCUCAGAGCCGGCGGCUCACUGCUACUGCGGUCACCAGUUCGGUCAGUUCGCCGGUCAACUGGGGGAUGGAGCAGCCUGUUAUCUGGGUGAGGUCAAGGUUCCCGCUGGUCAAGAUCCAGCACUUUUACUGGAGAACCCAAGUGGUCGGUGGGAGAUUCAAGUGAAGGGAGCGGGCAUGACUCCUUUCUCAAGACAGGCUGAUGGCCGUAAAGUUCUUCGAUCCAGUAUCAGAGAGUUUCUCUGCAGUGAGGCCAUGUUCUUCCUGGGGAUCCCCACCACCAGAGCUGGCUCCGUCGUCACCUCCGACAGUAAGGUCAUUCGGGACGUCUUCUACAACGGGAAUGCUCGCCAUGAGCGCUGUUCAGUGGUGCUCCGCAUCGCGCCAACCUUCCUCAGGUUUGGUUCCUUUGAGAUAUUCAAGCAGCAAGACGAGUUAACAGGUCGCCAGGGUCCCAGUUAUGGCCGGGACGAGAUCCGUGGGCAGAUGUUGGAUUACGUCAUUGACAUGUUCUACCCUGAGAUACAGCAGAAUCACCAGGACCAGGUGGAAAGAAAUGUGGCUUUCUUCAGGGAGGUGGUGCGGCGCACUGCUCGGCUGGUUGCUCAGUGGCAGUGUGUCGGAUUCUGCCACGGCGUCCUGAACACGGACAACAUGAGCAUCCUGGGCUUAACUCUGGACUACGGACCUUACGGCUUCAUGGACAGGUUCGAUCCAGACUUCAUCUGCAACGCCUCAGACAACUCCGGACGCUACUCUUACAAGGCCCAGCCGGCCAUUUGCAGGUGGAACUUGAUGAAGCUCGCUGAGGCUCUAGAUCCCGAGCUUCCCCCUGAGCAGGCCAACGCAGUUCUGGAAGAUUACCUUGAUCUUUAUAACGGCUUUUACAUGGAGAACAUGAGGAAGAAGCUGGGGUUGUUGAAGAAGGCGGAGCCAGAGGAUGAGCUGUUGGUCACUGAGCUGCUGCAGACCAUGCACAACACAGGUGCUGACUUCACCAAUACGUUCCGCAGUUUAAGUCAGAUCUCUUGUCCUGCUGAAGAGGACGAGGUGGAGGAGGAAGCAGUGAGAGCAGCGACGGACCUCCUCCUGGAGCAGUGUGCUUCACUAGAGGAGAUGAAGGCUGCCAACAAACCCAGCAUGGACCCACGGGAGCUGUCCAUGCUGCUCUCUCUGGCUCAAAGCAAUCCAACGCUCUUCCACAUGAUCUCAGACAGGAUGACCAUAUCUCGACAGCUGGACAGAAUGGCGAGACUAAAGGACUUGAUGGAGAGCAGCGAGGAGGAGCUGAGGGCUAAAAAUGUGGACGAGUGGACCCGCUGGAUCAAAAGAUACCGGAAGCGUCUGUCUGCAGAGCUGGAUGGUCAGAGUGACGUUACGUCCGUGCAGGAAGAGAGAGUCAGUGUGAUGAACAGCUCCAACCCAAGGGUCGUGCUUAGGAACUACAUCGCUCAGAAUGCAAUAGAUGCUGCUGAAAAUGGAGAUUUUACUGAGGUUCAGCGAGUUCUCAAGGUUCUUGAGAAGCCUUUCACUUGCCAGCCAGGUCUGGAGCUUCCCACCUGUGUUGGGAUCCCUCAAGUGAGAGAACGGGACGAGGUAGAGGAUCAGCAAGAGGAAGUGGCGUCCACAUCCACGAGCAGAAAUCCUCUCCCUUACGACAGCAAACCCCCCGUCUGGGCUCAAGAAAUCUGUGUCACAUGAUCUUCGUAGGGGCUUCCAUGAGUAACCCUGGGCUGUUUGACGUGAAGAGUUCCUUGGUCUUCUACUUGGUUGAACUCUUCUACAAAGGCCAGUCAGUCUCAUGGAAGUUCUCUGGAGGAAUGACAACCCACAGGCAACAUCAGUGACAUCUAGUAGUAAAGGAAUCACAUUUGAUGCACGAAUGAAUGCAGGUUCAAAUGGACUGUUUUGCUUGGUUUCUGACUGCUUGGUGUCAGAUGGGUGCUAAUGAUGGCUCAGACAACAAGUCGCACCACGGCCCGUCUGAGUCUGAUGAACUGUGGGGGGUCACCUCAACAUCAUCUGGCUGUCAUGGAACUUAAUGAAACACGCACAAAAUACUCCUCUCCCUGUGUGAUCACUAUUGCUUGUGUAGAACCUUUCCAUGACAUAGCAAGCAUCACGGGUACAAACCAGUGAUUUCAGCAAUAUUAGCCGUCUUCAAUUGUUUUGCCAAAUCUCUUAUUAAACUAGAAAUAUUUUAUUUUGAAUUCUAUUGGAAGAGUUUGUAUACUUCUCUGUAACUAACUUCCCGAGUGUACAAAUAAACUGAGUGGAAUCACA
Messenger RNA from Synchiropus splendidus (mandarinfish), 2754 nucleotides. It is a transcript of the gene selenoo1, whose product is annotated as selenoprotein O1. The record is from RefSeq and is a predicted model, not a curated record. The transcript has 9 exons. Lineage: Eukaryota; Metazoa; Chordata; Actinopteri; Syngnathiformes; Callionymidae.